Molecule: messenger RNA, 3906 nt
Organism: Misgurnus anguillicaudatus (oriental weatherfish)
Lineage: Eukaryota; Metazoa; Chordata; Actinopteri; Cypriniformes; Cobitidae
Gene: nkpd1
Product: NTPase, KAP family P-loop domain containing 1
Source: RefSeq, a predicted model, not a curated record
ACACAACAGUCUCUCUCUCUCUCUUUCUCUCUCACCACCACUUAACUUUUCAGUGCUUCUGUUUUUGUAAUCCAAAAACAUUUUCCCCUCCGUCUAUCUGUCUACAUUAAAUAGCUCUUAAAAUAGAGAGGGAAUUUUAGUCUACCGGCAAUUUAGUUGUAAACUGUGCCUGAAGGAUUGCUUGUUAAAUCUGCUUGCAAAAGGAAGACUGGUGGAAGAAACUUGUUUUCCAAGGACAGAAAAAUACAGAACUGAUGGCAAUCGAAAAGGUGACAGAUAUCACCUCUGAUAAUGUAUAUGCUUACGCAUUAUCAAAAACCCUCACGAAGGUCUCAUCUCCUCUAACCGUGGGCUUGUAUUCAGAAUGUCACAACCGGAUCAACAUGGUUCUCAAAAAAAUCGAGGUCCAUAUGAAUCUAGAGGCCCAAAGAAGAGAACAGAAGAACACUAAGGAACAAAAGCCUCGCUCAGUUAAACCCUCCAUAUGUGACCUGCUGUCUCUCAUCCUGCAUCUCCUCUUCUAUCGACCCGUGUGGACGGAGCAGAAUCAGAAGCGGAAGAAUAUUCGGUACAUAUUUGUGAGGUUCAGUGCCUGGCAUUUUGCUGGCAGUGACAUGCUGUGGGCUGGACUGGUUAUGCAAUUGUUCAAGUCUUUUCAGAAUAACUUCGGUAAGCUCCAGCUGGGUCUUUUUAGGAUUGCGCAAUACGAUGAAGAAAAGGAUUCGCCGAGAAAAAAGAUUGAGGACUCUCUAAAAGAAUGGAGGAGCAAAAAGUUGUGCUGUAUUCCCAUUUGGGCUUUAAUACUGAUGGGAUUUGUCGGAACAAUUGUCAUUGGGGUCUGUCUUAUUAUAUUUGGAUUUUCAGAACACAUGGGUAAACCAAUAAUGGAAAGCUUUGCUAUUACUGUACUUGGCGUUCCUGUAGCUGGGGCAAUAAAGUUCAUAUUCUUGUUACUGAAGAACCUCAUCUUCAACCAGGACCUUAAAGUAAGACAAGGGCUGGAUAACCAAAAGGUUAGUGAGCAGUUGGGACUGAUGCAUGAAGUUCGUAAAGAGAUGAGACUGCUAAGCUGUUUCGUUCACUUCAUGGAGCUCUUCGAGAGGAGAAAGAUCAGAGUGGUAUUGGAGAUCACCAAUUUGGAUCGGUGCACGCCGAAGAAAAUCGUAGGAGUUUUGGAUGCUAUCAACAUCCUUUUAUCUGACGAAGAGAGUCCCUUUAUUUCUCUGCUCGCCGUUGACCCAGAAGUGCUGGUUAGGCAGGUGGACCAGGCCGAGAAUUGUUUUGGCAAAAGAAAUUCAGCGUAUGACUUUCUAGACCGAAUAAUCACACUUCCCUUUACCGUGCCUCCACUGUGUGAUGCAUCAAAAUGCAAGGUCUUUCAGAACAUUGUCCGUGGUCAGUCCGAGAUCCGUGAAGACACCGAUACAUUGUCUCUGGGACCUCCCAGAACCUCAGUCUCUGUAGUAGAUGAGUCUACUAGUAAAUCUGAUCAUAAUAAAGAAGAUCAAGUCUCUCUUUUGAUUGCAGGGAAAGGAAAACCUUUUACGUACCCAGCAGCAGAACUUAGUCAAGUAGAAGUGGCUAAAACUAUUGAAUCUGCAUUUCAAGACAUCCUUUCCAGCAAGCUUAAAACAUAUUUAUCUGGUGACACUAUGUCCAUGAGAAGAGUGAUUAACUCCAUUCGUGUAACGAUUAUUAUUAUGGAGACUCUGAAAUUGGAGCUUCCACCUACUAAGAUGAUCGCUGCUUGGGUGGUUUUGGCAGACCGCUGGCCUUGUAGACUAAGCUGGAUUCUUCAGUGUAUAGAAGAUGACCAACAGAGAGCCGAGAUAGAUGGACAAAACGAAACGAUCUGUGCGACCAAUGACACCAAAGCAUUAUGGGAUGUGUUUAAUGAACACAGUCUUGAACUCUACCUGCAAGGACAUGAGGCUGAGAUCUUUUUGGAAAGAGAUUGGGACCCUGAACUUUUUGAGAUGUUCCUUAAGAAAGACUUCAGGUUCACGAUAGGGGAGGUGAAAAGGUUUGUGCUUUGUACUGUAAACUUAAACUAUUCAAUCAAGAAUGAGCUGGCCAAGAUACGCGGGAGCCAUGAAUUGAAAAGGGCGAGAAGAAAUGUGUUCAACUCACUCGCAGCAAAAAAAGUCAUUAGCAUGAAAACGGAAGAUGUUUGUGAAGAGCUGUUACGACUCAGCUUUUCAGAGAAAUACAUCACAAAAGUAAGGGAGAAUUCUUUAGAUGGUCAAACAAUCCUCUUCAGUGACCCCAAAGACCUCAGGCAGGUUCUGCAAAUGACUCUUGGUGAAUGGACAACUUUUAAAAUUCAUUUCCUCGGGGUCAUGCCUUCUAGACGAACAGAUCUGGCACAGUCUUCAAAAGCCACACGCCCUGAAAUGGUCAUGUGUUCAUGUGGACACGACCAGCAUAGAAUAUAAGUGACCUUGAGGUGUGCAUCGGUGCAUUCAUUGCACUAAGAAUGUUUCAGGAAACAAUGCCGAAUCCCUACGGCAAUAUAAUUUUCCUUUGGCAAGGCAUGCACAAGACUGUAAAUGUACACCAGUGAAUCAUAUCCAGGGAAUGAUGACGUUUGAAAGAAGAAAAGGUUUGUGAAAUGUAUGUGAAACACUUCUGCAAAUGAAUUAAUGUAUUUUUUUAUAUAGGAAAUAUACAUUUUAUGAUCCCUAAAACAUUUUCAGUGUUUUAAAAUGUAACAAUUACUGACUGUCAUUUCUAUAUGAAUACAUAUAAAGUCCCGAUAAGGAUUUUUAUCGCAGUGAUGCAACAAAAGAGCUAUUUUUGGUUUCUUAUUGAAAGGUUUCUAAAAGGGCCACUUUUACCUUUUAUAACGUAAAGAAAAUGUGACCAUGCUUGUAAAAACCCAGCUAAAGUGAUUUUUUGUGAUGGGUUCUACAUAAAAUCAUCCUACAUAAUGUAAAUAACAUUCUGUUAAAAUAUAAUAUUGAUGUCUUUAAUAUUGACUGAGUAAGGUCAUGUCAAAGAUUGAAAUCAAUGACUGAAAUAAGUUCACAUAACUUAAUAAGAUAUUUCUUUUUUUAUUGUGUUGUAUACCUUGUCAUGUAAAAAUGUGUCAUUAAGACAGACUUUCUAAAAUCAGCUAUUGUGAUACAAUUCACAGUUGACCUAAAGAAAUUAUGAUUUUGUCUGAGCUAUUCAUGAAAUAGAAAUAUGAUAAUUUAUAUUUUAUUUGUGUAAUCUUAAUAUUUUAAUAUUUUACACAAAAAAAAUUACUUUCAAUUUUGCCAAUUUUACUUAAUCCUUUCAUGUUGUGGUUACUUAAAAAAAAAAAAUCUAUUUAACAAUUUGAACUUAAUUUAAUCUAGUUCAUUGAACAAAAAGUGUCUUGAAAGCUUUACUUAAAAAUUAUUUGUUCAGCCAACAUAACAUUGUUGCAUAAAAGUAUUUAAGAGGAUUUUGCAGUGUGGCUAAUUGUUGUUUUGGCAGAAUUGUUGUACCCUCUUGCAGAAGUGUAGCACCAUUAUAUAGGUAAGUUAGUAAUAAAUGACCAAGUAUAAGUUAAUGAACUUGUUCUGAAAUAUUUUCAAACAAAACAAACAAACCAACGGUUUGAAAUGUAACAUUGCAUUUCAAAUAUGUUUGUUAUAUGUUCGAUAAACUGUGAUUAAAAAGGUCUAUAUGAUGAGUGGCAUUAAGCAGCUGCACUUUGAUUGAGUAAUUUAGUGUUAUGGACUUGGUAAAUCCUAAUUAAACGGGUGGAGUUUAUAAAAUGGCAUUAUUCAAAUUUUUUUGCCAUCAUUAAUUAUUUUUUUCAUGUUCAAUUAACUCAAUUGUUGUUUGUUGACUUUACUAAGGUUUGUUGAGUUUACUUAAACUUUUUUGUGGAAUUAACUAGAAUUAACUGGAAGCUGUUGACGUAAUACUUUUAAC